AUGCCACCGGCCCUGGACAGGCUCCUUGCCAGCCCGUCUGCCCUGCGACUCCUGCGCUCCAUCGUCAAUGCCCCCGAAUUUCCUGCAGCAUAUUCUAUAGCGACAAAUUGCUGCUCUUCAGUAGCAACCCAUCGCCACUACUCGUACCAGCCGAAACCCCAGUCGAAGCUACAAUGGAGGCGAAUGAAGGAUGCAAGCAAGGAGGCGGCAAUUCGAGACCAAGUGCGAGCAGCACUCCAAAGUGACGACGCCAACCAUGCCCUCGUACCGACCGUUGAUAUCUUCGAGAACGGCCUUGUACGUGUAGCGAAAAGGGAAGACGAUCCCCGGCAACUCGCCGUCAUUCUUGCAAAUGAAGAGAGGUUGCAUGGGCCCAAAGGUGUCCGCAAUGUCUGGCGAAACAUCCGUCAUCGAGGGUACCGCCUACCUAUAGAAGACACACCGGAUGCCGAAUAUCUGUGGGGGACCUUCGUCAAGAAUCACCUACUCGUAGAAAAAGUGAUAGAGCACGCUGCAGAGCUAUUUCAUGAAACAGGCCAGAAAUACCCUCAUCUCUAUCAUCUAGUCAUGAGCCACUGGCUUCCGAGGAGAGCAAAGACAGCGUUGAGGUAUCAUUAUUCGCUGCAAAGGAACCUAAGAUGCCAGCGGCUUCCCUUACGGCAGUUGGCACAUCUGGGACGAUCGACUCUCAAGCACGCCGCAUACGAAGCGCUAAGGGAGAUAUACGAGCACAGCAACGAGCGGGAUCUCUACGACGAGGUAGUACCUGUGCUCAUCGAGAAGGGGGAUAUCACCGCGGCACGUCAAUGGCAUGCGCUUUGUACUCUUCGUAAUGACAUGCCGUCAGAGUCUGUCGCAUCACACCCUGUCGUUCGCCUGUUCACCGUCGAGGCAUCAGCUCGUGACGUCUACUUUGAGACAAAAGGGUCGAAGAAGAAAUGGAAGCGAGACUCGGCCAGGUACAACGAGGAUCUUCUGCGUCGCUUGGAAGGCCCUGACACCGCACCCGUCCGAUUCGAAGACUCUUUUGUCGCCCGCAUGUUCGCAACACGCACCUUUCCAGCGGCUUCCAUUAUACAAGGGCUCUCCAUGGUGGGAGUGAACGAGAUUGGGCCUCAAGCUUUGCUCACCAUGGCCCUGCAAACACAACCAGUCGAGGAACUACCUGAAAGAUUUGAAGAGCUCAGGUCAGCAGGCAUUGCUCUACAGGGCUGCGUCUUCUCUUUAGCACUGGAGAAGUUUGCAAUGGAGCAGAAAUGGCAACUGGUGCGCAGUAUGUUGGAAAGCGACCAGCAUCCGGAUGUCUUUGGCGACGUGCAAGUACAACGCAAGCUGCUCGAAUACUAUCUCGAUAACGACGACUAUGAGCAAGUCCAGCGCACGCUUGCCAUUCUGACGCUCUUCCAUAACGAUUCCAGUCAAGAGUCCUGGAACCUGCUCUUGCAAACCUAUAUCAAACGUUCCGGGCCGCAGCAUGUCAUGGAAGUGCUCCGAGACAUGCGCGCACGUGGCGUUAUGUUGACAGCCGAAUCGAUCAUGGCCAUCCGCGGCCUACUACGCCGCCGGCGAUCAGGACACAAACCCGUCGGCGACCGUUUUGACGACUUGCGUUUUGUCGCGCGUGUGUUCGUGAUGAUUCUCGAGAACGGCCUAGGUGCCAUUUCUCCGCUACUUUGGCGUGAGAUCAUCCGCAGAUUUGGCAUGGUCGGGAGAUUCAGGGAGCUUAGGCGACUUUUACUCUGGCUUCUCUGCUGGUAUGCACCGAGGAGCGGUCAUCAAUUCAACAACUUGCCAAAGUCACCAUUCUUGGAACCGGCCACAGCGAUACUGCGUGCUGCCCAUCCCGAGCGUGCCCAUUAUUUCCACUUUCCAGCGACGGUAACACAGCGCGAGAACUCAUUGCAUCCUGUUCGGCAGCUAUUCCCUCCGUCCCUCCAGCAUGGUCUCAUCGCCUGGGGCUUCAAGGCUGGACUGCUACCAAACGCUCAUCUGGAACAGUCCAUGCUCGGGUCUACGCUUGCUAAAAAGCACUAUCGCCGGCAGUUGCUCCAGCGCCAGAUCUUACGUCACUUAGGGUGGAGUACAGGUUUACAAACUGUGGUGUUGCUACGAGAUCUUGGCGUCUUCGUUCAUUAUCACACAGUCCUCAAGGCCCUGCAAAUGCAGUUCGUCAACAUGUUUGGUCAUGGCCGAUCUAGCAGGAAAGAAAACAGAGUAAUGGAGAGAACGAACACGUUGCCAUAUGCUCGAUACGUACAUGAGGUCAACAAGAUAUGGGGCAGUCCGCUAUUGAGAGAGCCUCAGCUCUUCGGCAAGGGCAUGGUGCAUGACCAUAUGUGGCACCCACGCAUGAGGCGGAAUAUUGAACGCAGAGCUUCCAUCAGUCUCGGUGAGAUUCUGGGCCAAAACUGGAUGGGCCGGGACAAAGAAGCGUACAGUGUCGCCAAGGAUGACGAGGCAGCGGCCCUCGAGCAGCUACAGAAGCACUUCAGAAUGCAGGCCAAAGCCAUCGAGCCCAUAACUGAGUCACAUCCUCAUACAGUAGCCGAUGACGCGUUCAAUGCAACAACGGCGGGAAGAGAGAAAGCAUUACGAGCGCCAACAACUACGAAGGACGACCUCAAGGCAUAG
Alternaria atra is the source of this 2631-nucleotide messenger RNA. RefSeq lists its product as uncharacterized. Bases 1 to 2631 code for a protein of 876 amino acids. Lineage: Eukaryota; Fungi; Ascomycota; Dothideomycetes; Pleosporales; Pleosporaceae. The record is from RefSeq and is a predicted model, not a curated record. The transcript has a single exon. Gene Ontology annotation, molecular function: protein binding.